GAGAUAUAAUUGUAACUCUAGGAUAUAAAGACCAUGUUAUACGAGUUCCAGAAGGACACUGUUGGAUAGAAGGUGAUCACACAGGACAUUCUAUGGACUCUAAUAAUUUUGGGCCUGUAUCAUUAGGACUUGUUACUGCCAAAGCCUCUUGUAUAGUGUGGCCUCCAUCUAGGUGGCAAAUUAUACCCACCUUUUUACCUGACUCAAGAAAACCUUUAAAUUUAAGAUCUAUAGUGAGUAAUUGGUAGCACAUAUUGUUUUUGAAUUAAAUUCAUACCAUAGUCAAACCAGAGGAUAUACUUGAAGAUGAGGGCCAUAUCGUUAGUUAAAAGGAUAGAAUUUGAAUUUACAGGUAAUGUUGCUCGUAACGCUUUAACUUUAGGUGAUGUGGAUAAUGAUGGCGCUUCCGAACUUAUAAUUGGGAAUGAUCUGGGAGAAGUGGCUAUAUUUAAGUCAAGAGAGAAAAUACAAACUAUUACAAAUUUAAGUUUUAUAACCUGCAUUGCUGUAGGAGAUGUAAGAAAUGAAAAUAAAAAUAGUUUGGUAAUUGUGACAGCAGAUGGUUGGUGUUACAUUUACGAGACUCCUAUACAGAAAAAAGAUAAUAGUUUUAACAGUGACAAUGUCGAUGAUGAGUUGAAAAUAGAUUUAGAUGAGUUAGAUGGUCAAAUUCAGUCUUCAUCUAAUGCAGCAACUAGUACAAGUAACACUGAGACUCAUAGUAGUAGUGAGUCAACAGGGACUGAGAAACUAAAAAGUACUAUUAGCAAAGACUCUAAACUUUUAUUAACAUGUGUUCAUACCCAAAGAAUUCCUGCAAAUGUAAAAAAUAUAAUACUUGGUGAUGUAGAUGGAGAUGGCCUUAUUGAAAUGGUAUUAGGAUUGACAGAUCGAGUUGUCAGAUCCUAUAGAUGGUGUAGUGAACCUGAUAAGUCUGUUAGCUUUUUGGAGGAGACCACACUGACUGAAGAUAAAUUAUUAGGAAAAUUUAUAGCUUUAAAUAAGUGGGAAUGUGCCAAUCAAAUAGGAUCAAUAACUUUGCAUCACACGUGGUGUGGAACCCCUUCAAUCUUAGUUGCUCAACCCGGAGGUACCUUUAUGAGGAUUAAAUGUUUUGCCACGGAAGAGCAAGACUCCGACAACAAACUUAGCAAAAGUGAUAGUUCCAUUGGUGAAUCAUUUCCAGGAUCAAUAGAUUAUCAAUCGCUAGGUAUUUCAAGAAUGAGAAAUCAGAAUAUUUCAACUGAAAUUCUUGGCGAUCUCAGGUGUUCAAAUGUAGCCGCUGAUAAUUUGAAUAUAGAAAAUUCAGGCGAUUCUGGUAAAAUUAUAACUAAAGGUAGGCCGUAUGCUGUGGCUACUUUAGAUGGAACCAUUAUGUUAGUACAGGAUGAAAUAAUUUUAUGGGCUAUUGCAGUAGAUCAUCAAGUUUUCGCUCUGACUAAACUAGAUAUAACAGGAAAUGGUUCUGACGAUAUAAUCGUAUGCUCAUGGGAUGGACAGACUUAUAUUUUAGACCAAAAUAAGAACUCUGUUCGUUUUCACUUAGAGGAACCAGUCAGAGCAUUUCACAGUGGUUGGUACAACUUAAACGAAAACGAACCACCUGUUACAGCCUUAGUUUAUGUUACUUUUAAAAACACUGUUAUUAUUUACUAUGAUAUACCGCUCAGAGAUUUAAUAUGUACAAAAUUUGAACCCGACCUUGAAAAACUAAGUGAGUUGUUCAUUAGCAAAGAUAGAAAUCAGGAAGAAGCAUUAGAAUAUGUUAAAAAUAUGGACAAGAAAACUAGAAGAGACCUCAUUGAAUACUUGCUUUAUAAUGUUAGAUGCUAAGUCAAUAAAACUGUAUAUUUUUUUUAUGAUUUUAUAUGGAGUUUUGAAGUAUACAGGGUUUACAAUCAUACUUUUUUGUUUUAGUCUUACAGGAAAAUAGGAAAUACAAUUGUAAUAUUGUUUGAUUUGUAGUAAAUGACAAUAUACAGUUAUAUUUUUGUAAUUUAAGGGUGUUUUUUACAUGACAACUGUAAUUAAUUGUUGAAUAAAUAAUUUGAG
Messenger RNA from Sitophilus oryzae (rice weevil), 2052 nucleotides. RefSeq names its product KICSTOR complex protein ITFG2-like. Gene Ontology annotation, cellular component: KICSTOR complex. Lineage: Eukaryota; Metazoa; Arthropoda; Insecta; Coleoptera; Curculionidae. The transcript is spliced from 9 exons. Bases 307 to 1833 code for a protein of 508 amino acids. The record is from RefSeq and is a predicted model, not a curated record. Gene Ontology annotation, biological process: regulation of TOR signaling.